This is a messenger RNA of Onychostoma macrolepis, 6384 nucleotides long. It is a transcript of the gene pdgfra, whose product is annotated as platelet-derived growth factor receptor, alpha polypeptide. Bases 231 to 4604 code for a protein of 1457 amino acids. The record is from RefSeq and is a predicted model, not a curated record. Gene Ontology annotation, cellular component: signaling receptor complex. NCBI's taxonomy places the organism in Eukaryota, Metazoa, Chordata, Actinopteri, Cypriniformes, Cyprinidae. The transcript has 29 exons. Gene Ontology annotation, molecular function: ATP binding; platelet-derived growth factor alpha-receptor activity; platelet-derived growth factor binding. Gene Ontology annotation, biological process: embryonic cranial skeleton morphogenesis; multicellular organism development; protein phosphorylation.
GUAACAUUGAAUCAAUUACAGGUUGCUGUUGCAGAGGCGCAUUUGUGUGAGUGGCCGUGGAGCAGGACGGAGGAGCGCAGCACAAGGGAGAGGAUUACUACUGCUUUACAACUGAGGACCCUUGGGCUGAUUAGAGUAUUUUACAAGAGCUUUGCCAUUCAUUUUGGCUGUUCUUUUAUCAAAGGGAACAACCAAAAGGGAUUAAAAAGCUGAGCACGAUCUAAGUGACCAUGGGGUUCCUGGAGACACAUCUCGUUUUGGGGAUUGUCUUACUAGGGGUAUUUUCAGAUGUUUCAAAACCUUGGCCGGUUAUUAAUUCAGAUAAAAAGGAAUUUAUUCUCAGACCUCAUUCUGAGUUCACCAUCACUUGCUCUGGAGAGAGGAGAGUAACAUGGGUUGAGCCUUUGCCGCCUAACAGUGAAGUGCAGUCCGGAAUUAAUCACAGUACUUUGGUGAUCACUGAUGCUGAGGCUGCUAACACAGGAUACUACACCUGUUUUUAUGAGGAUCAACCUGAAAAAGACACUGAUAUCUACAUUUUUGUUCUAGAUUCUGAGGUUCCAUUCGUGUCUGAACCUGCCGUUGAGACAGAUGAGAUGGGCACAACUGUCCCCUGCCGCUCUACAAACCCACAUUCUCAAGUGAUUCUCAGAAACCUGCAGAGUGGGGGUGAAGUUUCUCUGCUUUACGACCACAAAAUCGGCUUUUUCGGGUUCUUGUCACCAGGUCACUAUGUUUGCGAGACGAUCGUGAAUGGGAAAGCAGUGCAGAGCAUUGUUUAUAAUGUGGCAAAUCACACGGAUGCCAAAGAUGAUGCUGAUGAAGAUAAGAGCUUCAACAUAAAGCUGAGUGCCAGUAUGGAGGAUGUGAAAGAGGGGGAUGCUGUCAAUCUUACCUGCGAGACGCCUCCUGGGAAGGCUUUCCACCAGCAGUGGCUGCAUCCCCAAAAACAGGCCACAGAUGCUGUUCCAAUGAAGUUAACUUUCCCAGACAAGAUUCAGUACAUCCUCAACAUCCCGAAAGCCUCUGUGGCAGACACUGGACGCUAUGAGUGUGCUGUUACCAACCAGUUCACUGGACAAACCAAGUCUCUCAUCCUGGGAAUCACAGUCCACGAGAGCUCUUUUGUGGAAGUAAUAUCUAAUGGCAUUGGGCCAGUGGAGGUUGUGUCGCUUUUGGAGGAAAAAGAGUUCACUAUUUACAUUGAUGCUGACCCUGAGCCAAAGGUCAGGUGGUUUAAAGAUGACCUUCAGCUGGAUGACAGCUACAUCUCCACCAAGACCACUCAUCUGGAAGGCCUCAGGUAUGAGAAUAUUCUGGUUCUCCGUCACCCCAUAGAGGAGGACAGUGGCGUCUAUGAGAUUGUUGCAUCCACUGGUUCCAGGACUUCGAGAUUUUCAUUCAAACUUCUAGUUGAAGCCAUGUACCCAGAGCUGCCACAGUCAGUGCUGGCUCCAGUCAUGUGGCCCCAGAGGGACAGCAUGGAGGUGUCGCUCCACUCCACUUUCCGACUCACAUGUCGAGGUCAGGCCGAGCUCUCCUGGUACAGCCCUGUUUAUCUCCAUGAUCAGUUCGACACUGAAAAAAAAGCACUCUUCAUCUCCACUGUGACUGUUGGCAAUGCGACGGCCGCCCAUACAGGAAAAUACAUCUGCUACUAUGACUCCAGCAACAACACUGAGACCUCCAUCUAUAUUUAUGUUCCAGAUCCAGAAACGCCGUUUGUGCCAUCCAUGACCCUUUUUGAAAACCAUGUGCUGACGAGUCAUGAUGAAAUGGAGAUUCCCUGCCGUGUGACGGACCCCAGAGCCAGCGUCACUCUGAUUCACAUUGAGACCAAUCAGGUUCUGGCCAGUGUCUAUGACAGCAAGAGAGGAUUCAUUGGCCUCUUCAGCGCUGGGACGUAUGUCUGCAGGGCCCUCACUAACGGACAGACGCAUGACAGCAUAGAGUACAUCGUUCACGGCUGGACAGGAGGGUCUGAUGUGCAAGUCGAGCUGCGAGCAGAGAAGAAAGCUCUGCUGGUGGGUGAUACCAUCACUGUUGACUGUGUAGCCAGAAACAGUGAGAUACUGGAGGACCACUGGAAAUACCCUGGGAAGCUGGCGGGUCGAGGAGUAAAGACCGUAAAGGAGAAUAAGCGAGAUCUUGAGAUCCAUUAUACUCUGACAGUGACUAAUGCCUCACCAAAAGACAGUGGCGUCUACGCUUGCUCCAUCACUGAUGUUAAGAGCAAUGAGAGCCAAACCAAACAGCUCACUAUAACAGUCUAUGAUCAUGAGUUUGUGCACAUAAAUCCAGUGAUUGGUCCAGUGGAGACUACUAGGCUGGACGAGGUGCGAGAAUUCAGGAUGGACAUACAGUCUUUCCCCGCCCCCAAAGUAACAUGGUUAAAGGACGGAUCGGUCCUGGGAGAUGUUGCUGCAGAGAUCACCACCAACCUCCUAAAAAUCGAUGAGACCAGUUACCAAGGUGUGUUGACCCUGAUCAGGGCUAAAGCAGAGGACAGUGGGAACUAUACCAUAAGGGCAGAAACAGGCAGCCAGACUGCCAGCAACAGUUUCUACCUUCAGGUUAAAGUUCCCCCUGUGAUUGUGGACCUGAUGGACAUCCACCACGGCUCUGCUGCAGGUCAGGAAGUGGUGUGUACUGUUGGCGGCUCCCCCGCCCCUGACGUGGACUGGUAUAUCUGCAAAAACAUUAAACACUGUGCCAACGAUUCCUCCCAGUGGAUGCCACUUCCGAUCAACUCUACAGACAUCAAUGUGGAACUGCAAAUGGACGUAGACAACAACAUUGAGAGUCACAUCAUCUUCCACCAUCUUGAAAGCACAAUUGCUGUGCGCUGUCUGGCCAGGAAUGACAUGGGUGCUGUUUCACGGGAGGUUAAACUUGUGUCAAAUGGUCCGCACUCGGAGCUCACUGUGGCUGCUGCUGUUCUGGUGCUGCUGGUCAUUGUCAUCAUCUCACUCAUUGUGCUGGUCAUUAUCUGGAAACAGAAACCACGUUAUGAGAUCAGAUGGCGUGUGAUUGAAUCGGUCAGUCCGGACGGUCACGAGUACAUCUAUGUCGACCCCAUGCAGCUUCCAUAUGACUCCCGCUGGGAGUUCCCUCGGGAUUCACUUGUACUGGGUCGUGUCCUGGGCUCAGGAGCAUUUGGGAAAGUGGUGGAAGGCACUGCUUAUGGACUCAGUCGUUCUCAACCUGUGAUGAAAGUGGCAGUGAAAAUGCUUAAACCGACAGCACGCUCCAGUGAGAAACAGGCUUUGAUGUCAGAGCUGAAAAUUAUGACCCACCUGGGCCCUCACCUAAACAUCGUCAACCUUCUGGGAGCAUGCACCAAAUCAGGACCAAUCUACAUUAUCACAGAGUAUUGUUUCUAUGGAGACCUGGUGAAUUACCUACAUAAGAACAGAGAUGGGUUUCUCAGCCGCCACACAGAAAAGGCCAAAAAAGAGCUAGACAUCUUUGGCAUCAACCCAGCUGAUGAGAGUAGCAGGAGCUACGUCAUCCUGUCUUUUGAGGGGAAAGGUGACUAUAUGGACAUGAAGCAGGCAGACACCAUGCAGUACGUCCCCAUGCUGGAAAUGAGUGAAGCCUCAAAAUACUCCCCCAUCCAGAGAUCAGACUACGACCAUCCUCCCUCUAACAGACAGUUCAAUGAGAGUGAAGUUGAGAACCUUCUCUCAGAUGACACCAAUGAAGGCCUGACGACAGUGGACCUUCUCAGUUUCACCUAUCAGGUGGCUCGAGGGAUGGAGUUCUUGGCCUCUAAGAAUUGUGUACACAGAGACUUGGCUGCACGUAAUGUCCUGCUGUCUCAAGGCAAGAUAGUGAAGAUCUGUGACUUUGGACUGGCCAGAGACAUCAUGCAUGAUAACAACUACGUCUCCAAAGGAAGUACUUUCCUUCCAGUAAAAUGGAUGGCCCCUGAGAGUAUCUUUGAUAACUUGUACACUACACUCAGUGAUGUCUGGUCUUAUGGCAUCUUAUUAUGGGAGAUCUUCUCUCUUGGAGGGACUCCUUAUCCAGGUAUGGUUGUGGAUUCCAGCUUCUACAACAAGAUCAAGAGUGGAUACCGAAUGGCGAAACCCGAGCACGCUUCUAGUGAUGUCUAUGAGCUUAUGAUGAAGUGUUGGAACAGUGAACCAGAGAAGAGACCAUCUUUCCACAGCCUGAGUGAUACGGUGGCCUCUCUGCUGCCCUCAGGAUAUAAGAGGUGCUACGAACGCGUGAAUCAUGACUUCCUGAAGAGCGAUCACCCCGCUGUGACUCGGGUGCAGUGCGUUGACAAUGAUGAUGCAUACAUGGGUGUGCUCUACAAGAACCAGGGCAAACUGAAGGACCGCGAGAGCGGCUUUGAUGAACAGAGACUCAGCUCUGACAGCGGCUACAUCAUUCCUCUGCCGGACCUCGACCCGCUGUCAAAUGAAGACUACAGCAAGAGGAACCGCCACAGCUCUCAGACGUCGGAUGAAAGCGCAAUAGAGACCGGCUCUAGCAGCUCCAUGACAAAGCGUGAGGGAGAGACCCUGGAGGACAUCACCUUGCUGGACGAGAUGUGCUUGGACUCAGGAAACCUGGUGGAGGACAGUUUCCUGUGAGCAAAGAAAAGCGAGAGAGAGAGAGAGAGAGACAAACAUUCCUCUGAUUCAUUCCAAGUUCACAGAUCUCUCUCUGCAUCCUUCUGCCAUAUUUUCCUCACCUCAAUUUCUUGGAACCUUCAGAAAAAAAAAACUUUGAUGCGUGAAUGUCAUUGAUGUUUUUGGAUUAGACAUCGCCCUCUACAGGUCUGGAGGAAUGAGCAGUGCACCACAGGACUACAUGAGCGCUCUCGAUGGGCCUCAGUGAGUGUUUAAGUGACUCUAAUGGAGCUAAGACCAAUGAGGAGGGGAAUUGGAGGACAUAUUUGUUUUGUAUAUCAUUUCUGUAUGUUUGUAUUGUGUUUGUUUAUGUGUUUGAGUGUGUUGUAUGAACUUUAUUUUGACGGGCAUUCCGAUCAGCAAUAUAAGCAUGUCAUUUAUAAUCAUAUCAAUGACCUGAGUGGUUUCACAACUGCUACCUUUUAAAUGAAUCCAUCUGAGCUACAAAAAACCACUAUAGACAUUUAAAAACCAGUACAACUGAGUCAACAUGGUCUCUGUUUUGGAUCAGGCCAAGUGUUUUUUCACCUCACUCCCACAAUUUUACAGGAUCUAGUCUAGCAACUAAACAGCACAUAUAGGUUUAAUGUAACUGAUCAUAUAUUGUCAAUAUCUCAAUAAGUGUGGCAGUUUGAAAUUUAUUUUUGUACUGGAUAGUUUUUGUUUGGAUAGUAUGGAUAUAUUAUUUGUGAAUACUGGGUUAGGUAGGGAGAAAUUAUGUAGUCCUAAAUGAAGAAAAUGGCAACUGUGUUUUGACCUGUGAGUCGCAUGUUUUUUUUGUGACUUCAACCUUUAUAAGAUGCUGAUAUGACUCUAUUUAAAACAUCUUUAUGUCUGGCCAAAGUUUUUACCGAACUAUAAUGUCAGUCUGAGGUAUUACUGCUAUUCAAAGCUAUGCUUUUGUAAAAGCCGAUUCAAAUGUAAUGACUUGUUUCAUGAAGUUUCACACUGUCAUAGUUUUCAAAGUUUGUACGCCAAUCUAGUAAUGAGGAAAGACUUUGGGGUUCAGUUAAAUUACUUGCUCAUGUUUGAAAGUCGGUACCUUUUUCUGUUUCCUCAUAUUCUGCUCCAAGUUUUACCUUCCUGUGCAUCAGAUUUUACAUGUGAGCAUUAAACCAAAUAAGAUAAUGGAGAUAAUCAUGCCCUGACAGAUGUGGUAGUUUGCUGCUUGUGAAGAUUUAUAUGACCUCCCUAAAGCAAAGCAAUUGAAAAUCACAGUGUAGAUUUACACAUAGCCAAAUCCUGUAGUCUUGAAGCAUCUUAGAGACACGUCAUUUAGAUCUUUACUUUGAUGUUAUACAUCACUGUUCAUUGUAAAUGUGUAUCAUUGUAUAUCAGGACUUCAGCAUAUCACUGCCUGCCCCCCGUCUUCACCCUCUACUGUGGUCUUUCACAGGCACGUCGAGAGGAGAUAUAUAUUAAAACUGUUGCACUUUUAAAAACUCUUCUUUUUAAAAAUGUCAUUCUAGCAUUUCUUUGUUCUGCUUUGUGUGUGUGUAGACGUUCAAAAUUUGUCUGUGUGGAAAAAAGGAAGGUAAAUGAUUUCUAAAGAGACAGUAGAGUGAAUGUUCUUGUGCAGGAAGAGGGGAAACAGAGGAGAGGUAUGAAGUAUAUUCUAUGGUACAAUAUGUGUAAUUCUAGGUAGUUAUUCCCUUUAACAGAUGUUAUUCUUUUGCUAUAAUAUGCAUUAUGACCAUGUACAUUGAAAAGAUUUAUAUUUCAAUAAAUGAGAUUUAAUGAA